This is a messenger RNA of Thunnus maccoyii (southern bluefin tuna), 3306 nucleotides long. It is a transcript of the gene armc1, whose product is annotated as armadillo repeat containing 1. Lineage: Eukaryota; Metazoa; Chordata; Actinopteri; Scombriformes; Scombridae. Gene Ontology annotation, molecular function: metal ion binding; protein binding. The record is from RefSeq and is a predicted model, not a curated record. The coding region runs from base 297 to 1127 and encodes 276 amino acids. The transcript has 7 exons.
CAGUCACAAAACAGGUGCACCCCAUUGAUGUGCCACAAAAACCCAAACAGUGUGCACAGCUGCUAGCUAAACGGAGCAUAGUAAGAAAGCGGCGCAGGCCUAACGUUAGUGACAGUAUUUUGUAACGGUUGUUUUUAAAGUGGCACCGGGACGAAGCCGUUUCUCACUACGUUGUUUUUAGCGUCUAUUGUAGCUGAAGUUACCCGAGGUUGUCUCAUGAUUUAACUUGAAUACUGACGGAAAGUAGAGUGAAGAGAGGUUGGAUUGAUGUGCGUGGCUUCAAGACAAGAGGCACCAUGAGUGCGGAGUUGGAUGCACUGACUGUGGUGAACCAGCUGCGAGAUCUUGCUGCGGACCCCCUGAACCGAAGAGCCAUAGUAGAGGAUCAAGGCUGCCUGCCAGGUCUCAUCCUUUUUCUGGACCACCCCAACCCACAGGUCGUCUACUCUGCACUCUUGGCUGUGCGCUACCUGGCAGAAUGUCGAGCCAACAGGGAGAAGAUGAAGGGCGAGCUGGGCAUGAUGCUGAGUUUGCAGAAUGUCAUGCAGAAGAGUACAUCCCCCGGAGAAACCAAACUCCUGGCCUCUGAGAUCUACGAAAUUUUGCAGGCAGCCGGUAAAGACGAGGCCGAACAGGCCGAGGCAGAUGCUGCCUCCUGCCGACGUAAAGCCCAGUUCUUCUUGGGCUCUAACAACAAGAGGGCCAAAACUGUGGUGCUGCACAUCGAUGGACUAGAUGACUCUACCCGGAGGAGCCUUUGUGAGGAGGCCUUGUUAAAGAUCCGAGGGGUCAUCAGCUUCACCUUCCAGAUGGCCGUCAAGAGAUGUGUUGUCAGGAUCCGCUCUGACCUUAAAGCUGAAGCGUUGGGCACAGCAAUCAACUCCACCAAAGUAAUGAAAGCCCAGCAAGUGGUGAAGACGGAGGAUGGAGGAGAGCUGAUACUGCCAUUCCAGGAGGGCUCGGCAGUGCUGGUGGAGGAGAACACAGACAUCCCAGACUACCUGCCUGAGGAGGAGAGUCCGUCCCAGGAGCAGGACAAGGCCGUCACACGCGUAGGCUCCAUCACAGACGGCAUGGGCUGGCUCAACACGGCCGCCAACUUCCUGACGCGCUCCUUUUACUGGUGACCACUUCCUGUGCUCAUUCUCUACUCCCUUUUUUUUUUUCUCCUCUAAAGUAACCAUCCAGCUGCAGCGUUUUGGCAUCUCUCAGCCUAGUCCCGGACUAAGCCCUGUCUCACGGCCUUACACUAGUCUAGCCCCCCCCCCCCCCUCUGCAAAGCACACGGAGCCCGGCCACGCGUGUGUGCGACAAGUGCUGGACUGCCAAGUGGAACCUGCAAUAACUUUAACUUGUGUAUAUAUUGAGCUCCAAAUUCCACCACUGGCUGUAUGUGCACAACUAUAUACUAGCUGCAUAUGUAUCUCACAAAACAUCACCAGAGGACUUUAAAUCAGACAAAACCAAAUAGCAUUCUGGUAAUGUGUGUCGCUGCGUUGACAGAGUUUACACGUGGCAGGCAUAUUUAAUAGUUCUAAGGCUGAUUUUUACAUAUGUUGAAAAUUGGGAGUUCGUUUUUUUUGCAUGGUUUUGGUUGCUUUUCUCCAGGUGUCGAUUCCCAAUCAUUGUACUUUUACUACACAUGUAGUACAUACAACUACAUGUUUUUCAUAUCUUUCAUCCUUUAAUUUCCCAAUUAAGCUGAUUUUUUUUUUCUUCCCUCUUGUUUUUUUGUUUUUUUAGCAUGCUUUGAGUCUUUUGUGCCAAUCUCGCCUGAUGCCUAGAUCCUCGAUUAUUGUGUGUGCCUUUUUGACAUUUCACUGUAAUUAUUAUUUAUUCAUCAUUGUAACUUCAUUCAAAUAAUUUGAGAGCUCAGAGCACGUCAGAUGUAACAUUUGUGCUUCCCAGGUGGCCCUUAGCAGCAGCCGGCCUCGUCCAGCUUUUUAGCUCACUGAGGGACGUCACUUCAGUAGAAUUAACGAACUAGACACCAGCAAGAGGCUGCAGCCCCGUUCAGCCACUGGCAUACAUGUCAGUAUCAUAAGACUGUUUUGUUGUGUACUGAUUAGCUAGUCGGCUGAUUAAUACACCACCCCUCACUGCGUUUUAGUUGUUUCUGUCACAAAUCAGGACUCCUGUGAUGAUGCUAUAAUGCAGGGGAAAAAUCAAAAGUGAGUUCUGUAGCGGCGGCGAAUCGGCUGAUGGCUACUUGUGUUUAAUUGCACAGACUUUAGGCUACCUCUGUUUUCAGCCCUCUAUCUCACGUCUUGCAUUACGGUCUUCUGUAGGUUUAGGUCAGCAUGGCGAAGACACACCUGGUAGAUGCCUGCUUGUACUUAAUUUCUCGCUUUACCUGGAAUUCCACUCACAUUUUUUACAGUAUUGUAGCCCCACCUGUUCAGCUCAGUUUUUUCAGUUUAGCCAGCAGUGUCCUUAAAGCAAAGAUCAUGUUGGUGCACGCUCACACACGCAUACAGAGGACUCACUAAUGCUGUCAUAUGAGCAGUAGUGGUAUACUGUAACAAUGGUGUGGUUAUGUACAUUUUGUAAAUGGUGCCUGAUUCCCAACAGUCGCACAUGUGAAGGAAACUGUUUUUUUUGUAAUAUUGAUUUGCAUUUUAUGUCACAAAUGGGAGAAGAGGUCGUAGCAGCCAAUGCUAACACUUCUAGUGAGUUUUUUUUAUUCUUAAGCUCCUACUACCCUGUGACUCACACCAGGUUUAAUCAUUAUCUCCUCUGAAUUGUGUGUGUCAUUAACAAUUAUUAUAUCCAGUGCUGACUAGGCGGCUUUUAUUGUUUUGAUGGUGCAGAAACGUCACAGUUGGUUGAGGUCAAACUGGCACAGAAUGACCUGAAUAAUCUGAGUCAAUGGUGGUUAUUCUCUGGAAAAGCAAUAAUAUUUUUUGCAUUAGUGAUUAUAGUUCAGCAGCAGCCUUCAAUAUAAUGUUUUUGAAUGAAAGGUAUUAGUUAAGUCAUUAUCAGUAUUAAAUUUAAGCAUCUUUUCUUUGUUUUGCACACAAUUAAUCUCCAAGGUACAUCAUGUAAUUUCAUUUUAACAAUAGCGAUGUCUCGGUUCAUACUGCAAAGCAAGAAUACUUGAACAUGUUUAUUAGAACUGCAUUCAUGUGAUGAUCAAAUUCCCUCCUGAUAGAUUAACCACAUCUGUAAGGUUGACAAAGAACGGCAAACCAACAAUGUAACUUCAUGUGUAUAGACUUCAUCAAAUGUAUUAUAAUGUAAUGCAGAUCUUAAAACUGUAGAUUCCCUUACACUGUUAAUGCAAAUGAUGAUAAACCUAAAAUCUAA